Messenger RNA from Branchiostoma belcheri (Belcher's lancelet), 4558 nucleotides. RefSeq lists its product as uncharacterized. The coding region runs from base 63 to 4535 and encodes 1490 amino acids. The transcript has 27 exons. NCBI's taxonomy places the organism in Eukaryota, Metazoa, Chordata, Leptocardii, Amphioxiformes, Branchiostomatidae. The record is from RefSeq and is a predicted model, not a curated record. Gene Ontology annotation, molecular function: oxidoreductase activity, acting on paired donors, with incorporation or reduction of molecular oxygen; iron ion binding; monooxygenase activity.
UAUUCCACAACAGUAAUCUAUACUUCCUGUAGAGUUCCUGCAGACAACGAGCAACUCGUACCAUGUCCCAUUUGCUAAAGCUCGCAGGUAGGAGGGCAGCUGUUCCCGGCGCGAGGCUCUCGGGUCUGUGGAGGUUUUGUCUGCGUCAGAGCAGUCGUGGGGCCGCCUCUACAGCCACUGCGGACGAACAGGCCGCCCCAGAAGAGGCAGUCCGGCCUUAUGAGGAGAUUCCCGGUCCGAAAGGCCUCCCCUUCAUCGGUACGUCGCUGGACUACAGUCCGUUCGGGCGUUUUCCAGUACAGACAAAAAUAGGCCAUUCUAUAAUUGCCAGGUACCAGACGUACGGAAAGAUCUACCGGGAGAAGUUUGGUCCAAACCCGGAAUCAGUGUUCGUGUGUGACCCGAAGGACAUCGCGACGGUUUUCCGAAGCGACGGACCGUUCCCCGAGCGGCCUGUUAUAAACUCCAUCGUAACAUACCGCAAUAUGAGAAAAAAGUCCGUGGGCCUUGCAAAUCUAACGGGGGAAGACUGGCGCCGCGUCCGAAGUUCCGUCAACAAGGACAUGAUGCGUCCCAAGUCCGUCGGUGUGUACGCGCCCAUGCAGGACGAGGUGUCCAGGGAUCUGGUCGGGCUGAUACAGACCGCUGUACGGAAGGGCGACAGCGGUGGUCAAGUGAACAACUUGAUGAACUUACUGCGUAAAUGGGGACUUGAAUCUUUGAGCCUGGUGGUUCUGGGAAAACGGUUGGGCUGUCUGACCCUGGAUCAACUGGCUGAAGACUCUGACGCCCAGCGGAUGAUCUCAGCGAUCCUUGAGUUCUUUGUGUACUUCACCAAGCUCGAAAUGUCACCUCCCGUCUUCAAGUACAUCAGCACGCCGGCUUGGAAGAAGUUUGUGAGAGCUAGUGACACGAUGUAUGGUAUUGCAGAAAAGAUGGUCGGAGAAAGGGUAGCGGAACUCCGGAAAAUGGAGGCGCCACCUGAGGAGACAGAUUUUCUGUUUAACCUCCUGUCCCAGAAAGACAUGACGAUGGACGAGGCGGUCAUGACGUCAAUUGAGUUGAUAACUGCUGGUGUUGAUUCGACAGCGAACACUCUGGCCUUCAAUCUGUACUGCCUGGCGAAGAAUCCUGCUGCCCAACAAAAACUGUACGAGGAGAUCACGGAGGUUGUUCCACCAGGGCAGCCCAUAGACGACAGGGUGCUGAACAAGAUGCACUACCUCCGUGCUGUGGUCAAGGAGACAUCCAGGGUUUACCCGACUAACUUCUUCAACGGAAGGAUCCUGGCGCGUGACGUUGUGCUGUCGGGCUAUCGCGUACCUGCUAAAACUCGGGUUGUAUUUGCACACAACGUCAUCAGCGCACAUCCGGAGUAUUAUCCGGAACCGGAAUCGUACAUACCGGAGAGGUGGCUCCGGACUGAGUCAUCAACAAAUGUCCAGACAUUCGCCGUUCUGCCUUUUGGCUAUGGACCAAGGAUGUGCCUCGGUCGGCGAUUUGCGGAACAAGAACUAUUUCUGGGCCUUUCCAGGAUCAUCCAAAUGUUCCAUGUUGGUUGGGACGGAGAGGAUAUGAAGCAGAUUUUUAAGAUCCUCAAUACUCCAGACAGAGAUACGUUCACCUUCCGAGAGAGACAACAACGAGCAACUCGUACCAUGUCCCAUUUGCUAAAGCUCGCAGGUAGGAGGGCAGCUGUCCCCGACGCGAGGCUCUCGGGUCUGUGGAGGUUUUGUCUGCGCCAGAGCAGUCGUGGGGCCGCCUCUACAGCCACCGCGGAUGAACAGGCCGCCCCAGAAGAGGCAGUCCGGCCGUUUGAGGAGAUUCCCGGUCCGAAAGGCCUCCCCUUCAUCGGUACGUCGCUGGACUACAGUCCGUUCGGGCGUUUUCCAAUACACACAAAAAUUAUGCAGUCCACAAUUGAAAGGUAUCAGACGUACGGAAAGAUCUACCGGGAGAAGUUUGGAAGUUUGGAAGCUGUUUUCGUGUGUGACCCGAAGGACAUCGCGACGGUUUUCCGAAGCGACGGACGACUCCCCGAACGACCUAUCUCAAACUCCAACUUAACAUACCGCAAGAUGAGACAGAAGCCCCUAGGCGUUGGGAACCUACAGGGGGAAGAAUGGUACCGCGUCCGAAGUUCCGUCAACAAGGACAUGAUGCGUCCCAAGCCCGUCGGUGUGUACGCGCCCAUGCAGGACGAGGUGUCCAGGAUUCUGGCCGGGCUGAUACAGACCGCUGUACGGAAGGGCGACAGCGGUGGCCAGGUGAACAGCUUCAUGAACACACUGCACAGAUGGGGACUUGAGUCUUUGAGCUUGGUGGUUCUGGGAAAACGGUUGGGCUGUCUGAACCUGGAUCAACUGUCUGAAGACUCUGACGCCCAGCGGAUGAUCUCAGCGAUCCUCGACUUCUUUUUCUACUUCGCCAAGCUCGAAAUGUCACUUCCCGUGUACAAGUACAUCAGCACACCGGCUUGGAAGAAGUUUGUGAGAGCUAAUGACACGAUGAUUAGUAUUUCAGAACAGAUGAUCAGAGAGAGGCUGGAGGAACUCCGCAAAAUGGACGGGCCACCGGAGGAGACAGACUUUCUGUUCAACCUCCUGUCCCAGAAAGACAUAACGUUGGACGAGGCCGUCAUGAUGGCGGUUGAGUUGCUUACUGGUGCAGUUGAGUCGACUGCAAACACCCUGGCCUUCAAUCUGUACUGCCUGGCGAAGAAUCCAGCUGCCCAACAAAAACUGUACGAGGAGAUCACGGAAGUUGUUCCACCAGGGCAGCCCAUAGACGACAGGGUGUUGAACAAGAUGCACUACCUUCGUGCUGUGGUCAAGGAAACAUUUAGGGUUUGCCCACCCCUCCCUUUCAACGGAAGGAUCCUGAACCGUGACGUUGUGCUGUCAGGCUAUCGUGUACCUGCUAAAAGUUCCUGCAGACAACGAGCAACUCGUACCAUGUCCCAUUUGCUAAAGCUCGCAGGUAGGAGGGCAGCUGUCCCCGACGCGAGGCUCUCGGGUCUGUGGAGGUUUUGUCUGCGUCAGAGCAGUCGUGGGGCCGCCUCUACAGCCACCGCGGAUGAACAGGCCGCCCCAGAAGAGGCAGUCCGGCCGUUUGAGGAGAUUCCGGGUCCGAAAGGCCUCCCCUUUUUUGGUUCGGCGCUGGACUACAGUCCGUUCGGGCGUUUUCCAAUACAUACGAAAUUGGGCCAUUCCACAAUUGAAAGGUACCAGACGUACGGAAAGAUCUAUCGGGAGAAGUUGGGCCCACGCCGGCAUACGGUGUUCGUGUGUGACCCGAAGGACAUCGCGACGGUUUUCCGAAGCGACGGACGGUACCCCGAGCGGCCUAUUAUAAACGCCCUGAACACAUACCGCGCAGUGAGAAAGAAGCCCAAAGGUCUUGCCAAUCUACAGGGAGAAGACUGGCGCCGCGUCCGAAGUUCCGUCAACAAGGACAUGAUGCGUCCCAAGUCCGUCGGUGUGUACGCGCCCAUGCAGGACGAGGUGUCAAAGGAUCUGGCCGGGCUGAUACAGACCGCUGUACGGAAGGGUGACAGCAGUGGCCAAGUGAACAACUUCAUGAACUUACUGCACAAAUGGGGACUUGAGUCUUUGAGCCUGGUGGUUCUGGGAAAACGGUUGGGCUGUCUGAACCUGGAUCAACUGGCUGGAGACUCUGACGCCCAGCGGAUGAUCUCAGCGAUCCUCGAGCUCUUUUUCUAUCUCGCUAAGCUGGAAAUGUCACCUCCAGUGUACAAGUACAUCAGCACGCCGGCUUGGAAGAAGUUUGUGAGAGCAUUGGACACGAUGAAUAGUGUUGCAGGAAAGAUGGUCGGAGAAAAGCUAGCGGAACUCCGCAAAAUGGACGCGCCACCUGAGGAGACAGAUUUUUUGUUUAACCUCAUGUCCCAGAAAGACAUGGCGAUGGACGAGGUGAUCAUGAUGGCGAUUGGGUUGAUAAUUGGUGGUGUUGAUUCGACAGGGAACACGAUGGCCUUUAAUCUUUACUUCUUGGCGAAAAAUCCCGCUGCCCAACAAAAACUGUACGAAGAGAUCACGGAGGUUGUUCCACCAGGGCAGCCCAUAGACGACAGGGUGCUGAACAAGAUGCACUACCUUCGCGCUGUGGUCAAGGAGACAUUCAGGCUUUACCCGACCACCUUCUUCAACACAAGGAUCCUGAAUCGUGACGUUGUGCUGUCAGGCUAUCGCGUACCUGCUAAAACUCAGGUUAUCAUGGCACAUAACGUUAUCAGCAGGCAGCCGGAGUAUUAUCCGGAACCGGAAUCGUACAUGCCGGAGAGGUGGCUCCGGACUGAGUCAUCAACAAAUGUCCAGGCAUUCGCCCUUCUGCCUUUUGGCUAUGGACCAAGGAUGUGCAUCGGUCGGCGCUUUGCGGAACAAGAACUAUUUCUUGGUCUUACCAGGAUCAUCGAAAAGUUCCAUGUUGGUUGGGACGGAGAGGAUAUGAAGCAGAUUUUUAAGAUCCUCAAUACUCCAGACAGAGAUACGUUCAUCUUCCGAGAGAGACAGUAAAGACUAGUUUCGGGAUUGGGUCA